CUCUUCUUCUCUGCGUGAACGACGAUGAACGCUCUCACCAAGGCCCUUACACAUAUCACCCCACCCCCAUUCGUCGCACCUUCAGAGUACCACGGUAUCGAGUACAGAUGGCGCUUUAUGACCUUUCGGCCAGCCUACUUUGAAACAGAGGCAUAUCUUCUGCUUGCAUUGGGAGCCUUCGUUUUGGUCGCCAUUGUAGGGAUCGGCUAUAACAAAAACAAAGCCAGUUCUUGGAUCGCAAAACAGACGCCGCUAUUGACAUCCCAAUUCAACACUACUUCUCCACUCACCUGGGACGGCUAUUCUGAUGCUUUCACCUUCUCAACUGGACGCCGUGUCGUCGCUGCUCUUCAUACCACCUUUGCCCUCCGUCCCAGGCAUGAUCCAUUCCAGGUCCUGUUCCAGCUUGGUCGGGGCCUGGUGGAUGUCCAGUACUCUCCAAGGGAUCUCGUAGAGCUCGACUUUACUUUAGCAGAAGGAGCGGUCCCCAAUGAUUUUGUCUGGGCAGUCGUAAGCAAACGUGAGCUGAGAGGUGUCAAAGAUUACCGAUGGGACUUGACUUUCACCAAGACGACAGACCAUCCUGCCCUUCCUGCCAACAUAUCGGUCAUGUCCGAGUUCGCAGACGUAACGGAAGCCCUUCUGAAAUCUACACCACUUCCCAUCCUCCUCAAAGAAUUGUCCAAUUUGGAUGGCUUCCGCUCUCUUAGCGUGACUGAUCAGCCCCGUGUUCGACCCGACGUUCCUACAUCGCCUUCUAAAAAGCACGUAAUCCUCUCUCUCUACGUGUCAUCGUCUGCAGUACCUCCCACACUUUUCUCUUUCAUCGAUACCCUCUCCAGGAUCAAUUUGAGGCCCGAAACCAAGAAUAAGCUACGGAAAUCGCGUGAGGAGCUAGAGAAGACCUUGAAUCAGGAGGCAGAGAGGGAGGAGAAGGAGAAGAAGGAGGAAGUCAAUGAGGAUAAGAGGGCAGAAAGGAGGAGAAAGGAGGAGGAAAGAAUAGGUAAGCUAAGCUCUGCCGAACAGCAGAAGUACCUCGAACGCGAGCGCAAGCGCAGUCUUCGCAAGUCACAAGGACGGACCGUGCGGAAAUAACAUGUCAAAAAAGAUUGUUCAGAUUAUUGGAAAGUAUUGUGUGUUCUCUCUAUAUUACAGUAGCAUCAUCGGGC
Guyanagaster necrorhizus is the source of this 1169-nucleotide messenger RNA. Its product is annotated as DUF1682-domain-containing protein. The coding region runs from base 25 to 1095 and encodes 356 amino acids. NCBI's taxonomy places the organism in Eukaryota, Fungi, Basidiomycota, Agaricomycetes, Agaricales, Physalacriaceae. The record is from RefSeq and is a predicted model, not a curated record. Gene Ontology annotation, molecular function: calcium ion binding. Gene Ontology annotation, biological process: endoplasmic reticulum calcium ion homeostasis. The transcript is spliced from 4 exons. Gene Ontology annotation, cellular component: endoplasmic reticulum.